AUGGGUUCAGACGGGGAAGCGAGCUCUCCAAUUGAAAAUGCAGCACCACAAACAAGUUUAGUGGAAGAACUUGACUUUUCGCGUCAAAUUUACCAUAUACAACCGUCAUCUGAAACUACCCUGGAUGACAGAGGAGACUACACAGUUUUGAAUGAGGACAAUGGACUCUCGCAUCAUUCAGAAACCGAUAACAAUCAACAAGCAGUAAAUGAAGGAUCCGAUGGCCAAAAAGAUUCUCAUGACAAUGGACCGAUCAAAGAUGGAGCUCAAUCUCAGCUCGCAGAGAAUAUAUUUGGAGAAGCAAAAUCAAAUUUGGGUCCCAACAAUGGAAUAUCGACAGAGAGGCUAAAUCCUCGAGGAAGAUCCGAACAGCCAGAAGAACAUGAGUCCAAGGUCUUCGACAAUUCAUCAAGCAACCUCAAAGGAAAGUCGCGCAUGAGCUCAGGUUCGCGUCCCACUACCAUGGAGAGCAUGAAAGCAAGCUCCGAUUGUGCAGGAUUUGAAUCUCUCAUGGAGUUGGCAAAGUCAUCGUCACUCGAGGAUGAAAGUACUCGAAUCCUACAACUCACCACAUCUCGUGGGCCACGAAAAUCUUCCGACACUGAUCCCAACAAGGCACCCCGAAACAAUGCUGUUCUCAAUGAAAUCUUGACGGAUAUUAUAGCAUCUGCAGCUCCAUCACUUCGACAUCUAGCAUCUCAAAGCACGCUUGGUGAAUCCGCGUCUAGCACCAAGAGAAGUAGGACUUAUGAGCGACCACAUCGACUAUCCACUCCUGUGGAAGAGCAGAGACACCCUGGGAAACCAGGAUUAUGGAGUGAUCAAUUCAUGAAAAACAUAGACGAGAUGGUGGAUUGGGAAACCAAAGAGGUCAACGCAAUAUCGUUGUCCUCCACUAGCAAUCUGGAUGCGUUUGGAGCUCGGGCAAAAACCGAAAAAGAUGGCGAGGUUGUUGCGCCACCAGAGCCGCAGGAACCAGAUGCAGAAAUCGAGUAUCCUGGAACCCUUGCUUUGACGAUUCUCACAAUCGGGCUUUGCUUGUCGGUACUUUUGAUUUCUUUGGAUAGAACAAUUAUUACAACUGCGAUUCCGUAUAUUAGUGGAGAAUUUCGUUCAUAUGCAGACGUCGGUUGGUAUGGAAGUGCAUAUCUACUUACGGCAUGCGCAUUCCAGCCGAUGUAUGGAAGGAUCUUUACUAGUUUCAGUAUCAAAUGGUCAUAUCUAGGUGCAAAUGCGCUCUUUGAGAUAGGAUCAAUGAUUUGCGGCGUAGCUCCGAAUUCUCUCACGUUGAUUAUAGGGCGUGCUAUCGCUGGAGUUGGGAGUGCGGGGAUUUUGACCGGGUCUUUUGUUGUUGUUGCUCAUAGUGUCCCGAUACAAAGACGUCCUGUCUUCACCGCGGCUGUAGGUUUGAUGUUCGGAUUAGGAGCUACAGUGGGACCACUGAUGGGAGGAGUCUUCACAGAUAAAGUAUCGUGGAGAUGGUGUUUCUAUUUCAAUCUUCCGGUCGGUGGUGUAACCAUUUUGGCCAUGAUUUUAUUCUUCAACCCUAAGAAUAACACGACCACAAAACGAUCGUUCGGCUCACGAGUCCUGGAUCUCGAUAUUUUUGGAAAUAUUCUUUUGCUCGGUGCAUGCGUUAUGCUUUUCAUAGCUUUCCAACGUACUGAAGAGGGGAGUUCUUGGUCCAGCGCAAUUGUUAUAGGCCUUCUCGUCGGCUUCGGAGUAUCUAUGAUUGUAUUAGGGUUCUGGUUCUGGUAUAGAGGCGAUAAAGCUUUGAUUCCGCUGGAAAUCCUCAGGCAACGCACUGUAUUAGCAAGCUGCCUUUUCUCAUUCUUCCUCUACUCGGCCUUGAUCAUCCAUGGCUAUUAUCUCCCUCAAUGGUUUCAAGCGAUCAAGAACACAUCCGCCAUCACAUCUGGUGUUGACAUGAUUCCAUAUGUCGUCUGCAAUGCUUUCUUCUCCCUCGUGGCCGGUGUUAUCGUCUCCAAAUCUGGAUACUUUACACCGCCCGCUAUCAUCGGUACAGCAAUUGCUACGAUAGGCUGUGGACUCAUCAGCACAUUCAGAACCGAUACCACAUCAGCUGAGUGGAUCGGCUACGAAAUUCUCAGCGCGACGGGUUUCGGAAUCGCAAUCCAGCAAGGAUUCACUGCUGUCCAAACCGUCUUACCCUUGGACAAAAUCCCCAUCGGCACCGCUGCGGUGGUUGCAUCGCAGUCUUUUGGCGGCGCAGUCUUUGUUUCUGUUGGAAAUACAAUUCUCCAGAACCAAUUAAAAGGGUCAUAUGAAAGUGGGCAAUUACCAGGAGUGAAUAUCCAGGCAGUUUUGGACGCUGGUGCCACGGGCUUCCGAUUUGUAGUUGAUGCGGAUCAAUUGCCUGCGCUAUUGGAAGUAUACAAUGGUGCUUUGCAGAAAGUUUUUAUUGCAGCUAUUCCGGUUACUGGAUUGGCGUUUCUUUCUUCUCUAUUUCUCGAAUGGAAGAGUGUUAAAACUCAGGAGUCCACUGAACAGGUUUGA
Botrytis porri is the source of this 2517-nucleotide messenger RNA. RefSeq lists its product as uncharacterized. Gene Ontology annotation, molecular function: transmembrane transporter activity. Bases 1 to 2517 code for a protein of 838 amino acids. Lineage: Eukaryota; Fungi; Ascomycota; Leotiomycetes; Helotiales; Sclerotiniaceae. The transcript has 4 exons. Gene Ontology annotation, biological process: transmembrane transport. The record is from RefSeq and is a predicted model, not a curated record.